Messenger RNA from Anoplophora glabripennis (Asian longhorned beetle), 1061 nucleotides. RefSeq names its product exosome complex component RRP42 (gene Rrp42). Gene Ontology annotation, biological process: nuclear mRNA surveillance; TRAMP-dependent tRNA surveillance pathway; exonucleolytic trimming to generate mature 3'-end of 5.8S rRNA from tricistronic rRNA transcript (SSU-rRNA, 5.8S rRNA, LSU-rRNA). The coding region runs from base 117 to 968 and encodes 283 amino acids. The record is from RefSeq and is a predicted model, not a curated record. Lineage: Eukaryota; Metazoa; Arthropoda; Insecta; Coleoptera; Cerambycidae. Gene Ontology annotation, cellular component: cytoplasmic exosome (RNase complex); nuclear exosome (RNase complex). The transcript has 5 exons.
UUUUGUGGUUAUGUUAAUAUUUGCAAACGAAUCAAAUAAAUGAUACUAUUAUAAUUACUAAAAGUCAUUUGUAAAGUUGAGAUAUUAUGUAUGUAGUAAAUUAAUAUGUUCUUGAAAUGAGUCUCUGUGAAGCUGAGAAAACAUUUGUGUUGCAUGGAGUGGAGGAAAAUUUUCGAAUAGAUGGAAGGGAACGAGAAGAUUACAGACCGAUAGAACUUGAAACUGAUAUCGUAUCACAUGCUUUUGGCUCUGCAAGAUUAAGACUAGCAAACACUGACGUAUUAGUUGCUGUAAAGAUAGAAGUAGACUCUCCUUUCCCGGAAAGGCCAAAUGAAGGAAAACUGGAAUUUUUUGUCGAUUGUUCUGCCAAUGCUACGCCGGACUUUGAGGGUCGAGGAGGGGAAGGCUUAGCCGUAGAAAUAUCCAACACAUUAAAUUCAUCAUAUCAUUCUCCCAAAGUAUUUGAUUUGAGAAAGUUGUGCAUUGUAAAAGGAAAGAAGUGUUGGAAGCUCUAUGUGGAUAUUCUGUUACUGGAAUGUGGGGGCAACUUAUUCGAUGCCGUAUCUUUAGCAGUCAAGGCUGCGCUGUGGAAUACCCAAGUACCCCUAAUCCGUGAGGUGGAUACAGAUGGAAAUAAUAUAAAUUUAACCGUCUCCGACAAUCUAAACGAUUGCCAAAGGUUAGACGUACAAAACGCUCCAGUAAUGGUUACAGUGUGCAAAAUUGGGGAAAAGUGCAUAGUAGACCCUAAUGUAGCCGAGGAACAGUGUUCUGUGGGUUCAAUCGUUGUGGCGGUGUCCGGGGACAAAUUUAGUACUGUUCUGCAGACAGGCACCGGUUCCUUGCACCCCUCCACCUUAGUGGAAUCUUUGAAGCUGGGGCUCAACGUGGCCCAAGGGUUGAACGAGGCCUUGUGGGAAGCUUUGAAACUGAUCAAGCCCAACCAGGACAUUGGAUUCCUUAAAUAAAGACACUAAUACGCUUUUUCCUACUCUUUUUGUAUGAAAAUAAAAAUGUAUUCAGAACAUUGAAUUUUUUAAAUAAAGACACAUACGCUUUUU